ACAUGAACAAAUAUUGACUCAAAGCUGACACUGUUGAUUUACAGAUGAUUUAAAGACUCCUCGUGAAGCAGAGAUCUGACAUCCAUGGAGUCCAAUCUGUCCUGCCUGUCUUCUCUGAAAGAAGAGAUCAGCCCGGUGUAUGUGCAGCCUCACUACAAGGAGUCCUACCGGCUCGCCAUCUACGCGCUGCUCUGCGGAGGGAAGGAGGCCUACGAGGAGUACCUCAGGGCCGAGCAGAUCAGCCACUUUCUGUCCAACGAGGAGAUCCAGUUCAUCCUGGACAAUGGAGAGCUGCCUGACGUCACGGAGGACGAGGACGACUCAGAGGAGAGGAGGCUCACGGAGGAGAACGGAGCCAGGACCUCUACAUACUUCCCCACCGAGUCAGACGAGGAGGUGCCGGACCUGGAGCUGGGCUGGCCCGAGGUGUCACUGGAAGGCACGGACACCAGCAUCAGCCUGCUGUUCCACCCGCCCCGAGAAAACACGCCGAGCAUUAAGGAGGUGAUUCGCAAACAGAUCCAGGAGGCGAGGCAGGUUAUUGCCAUAGCCAUGGAUGUCUUCACCGACGUGGAUAUAUUCAAGGAGAUCAUCAACGCCACGUUGAGGGGAGUGGCGGUCUACAUCCUCCUGGACGAAUCCCAGUACAAGAGCUUCUACACCAUGUCGCACAGAGUGGGCAUCAACAUCCAGGACUUCAAGAACAUUCGUAUUCGGACGGAGGGGCAGAAGUAUCAGUGUCAGUCCGGGGUGAAGUUCCACGGAGGGAUGGAGCAGAAGUUUAUGCUGGUGGACUGCAGGACGGUGGUUUAUGGGACGUUCAGCUUCACGUGGACCUACGAGAAGAUCAACCUCAGCAUGGUCAUGGUGAUCACAGGUCAGCUGGUCUGCACUUACGACGAGGAGUUUCGGCGGCUGUACGCUCGCUCCGCGGUCCCUGUGGUGCAGCCCAAGAACAAGCUAUCCAUCCAGUACCUCAGAGAGAUCGCGGCCAUGCAGAGCCCAAACUCCAGUCAGCUUUCCCUCAACCAGAUCCACACGAGGUACGGAAUGAUGCAGGGCAUGCGAGGCGCUCAGGACGACAGGUUUAACAACCCUGCCAUGUUGACCCGGGGCCUGAGCGUGCAGGAGAGACUGCAUCAAAGUCACUGUCCUGAAAUGGGGAAUCUGGUGCGAGGACACAGUUACGGUGGGGAACUCCAGAGGUUGAACUCAAUGACCCGCCUGAGAAUGGGAACCAAAGACUAUGGAGUCCCUCUUACUCCUGAGAGGACUGGAUCUAAUAUGAGGAUGGGCGGCGACUUGAUGCUGUCCAACAGGUUGUCUCAGCAGCAUAAUAAGCACCGGACUCUCUAUGGGGCCGACCAGAAUCUCAUACCCUUCAACUCUGAGACAUCUCUCCACAGGUGGAAGAUGGACACAUACCUCAACAGCGAUCAGCCUCUGGACGCGUCAUGCGAUGCAAUAUCCCCGGUGGCGUCUCCUUACAGCAGUCACACGGGCUUGAACGAGUAUCAGUCACAGAUGAUGCACAACAGAUCCAGGGACAUUAAGUCCAGGAUGGAGGAAAUGAGGCAAAAGAGGCUCAGCUUGCAGGAGUAUAACAAUCUCAGACAGAGCCAGGAGUCCUUGAAGCCCCAGUAUCCGGGUCUAGACAGACAUAAACUGAUGAACUCGUUAAGAGGUCUGGACAUGAGGCAGAGUAUGAUAGAUUUAGAGCCAAAUCCACAAAACGGUUGGAACCCUGAACCAACCAACCAGAAAGACAUGGAGCCAAAGAAAGAAGGCGACAAAAGAGGGCAGACUCUCACCGACGACCACCGCUCUGCCUCUCACAACGACGUCAAAGGGGCUCCAGACCGAAGGACACUGCAGGCAUAUGAUUGGCACGACCCUCUUUCUAGGACGACCUCAGCUGCUGAUAUAGAUACGAAACUGAACGAUCCAUCGCUCAAGCUCUCUCAUCUGCAGCCCAGUGGUCUCGGUCUCCAGCACCCGAGAGUUAUGGAGUCUCUGAGCGAGAUCCCUGAGGAGAAGGAGGGUUCAAAUUCACGUGUCAACAGCUCAGAAUCUGCGUUCAAAGAAGGACACGAGGAGCCACCUAAAGAGGAGAAGGUUGCUUCGAAGGAGAACUUGGUGGAAACAAGCGUACCUUCAGAGUCGCAGCAUCAGGAUCAAGCCAAAGAAAGUCACGACUCUGUGGGCAAGGUGCCAAAAAGCUCAGGACCGAGUACUCCCAAAGAGAGAAAGAGAUCCAUAUCAAGUGAGACACAAUCUGUCCGAAAGAACUCAAGCACUUCUUCAGGAUCUCAGCUUACAGUGGACGGCAAGAGCAGUUCUUUGGAAAAAGGGCAAACUCAUCAGGAGGAACAACCCCUUCAGAGGAAGAACUCCAUGAAAAUGAAGGUGCAUUCACUGCUGUCAUCCGAUGAGAAGAAAGCCUCCAAGAAAGAAGAGAAAUCGCUACAAAGAAAGGCCUCAACGAGAUCCCAGAACCCCUCAGGGUCAACCCAACCUUCGCAGGCAUCACCAGGAGAGAAAUCCACAAAGAAGGGUCAUUCACCAAGCACCCAAAGGUCGCAUACUUCUGAGACGGAGAAGCACAAAUCACCAUUCCCAAGGUUAGCUCCGCAGCGCUCGAGCAAAAAGAAGGCAGCCCAGGCAGCGGACCAGGACAGGAGCGGGACAAGCACUCCGGACAAGGACAGAGCGGAGGUUUUCAAGAGAGAGAAGGUCUACAGUCGAUUCGAAUAUUUGCUCAGCACUGACGGCAUUCCUAAAUCGACUAAGGGGCACUCGUCAGAGAAAGACAGGGGCUCCUCUCUGAGCAGGCACGACUCUGGUUACUCAGGGUAUCAGACUCAAAGUGGAUCUGAGAACAAACUGGGGAAGUUCAUGCAGCGAGUUGGAAACCUGAUUAACAAGAACAAGUAGACUCAGAGGACGAGGGAUGAACCGUUAAAACUUGAAACACUUCGGGCAGCAUUCAAAUCGACGAGAUGAAAAUGAAGAGUGAUACCUGUUUUGAACAGCAGAGGGCGCUAUCUGCCUUUGAUACCUGGGCGUCCUGCUGAAGCAUUGUUGUUAUUCGUACCCUCUAAAGGUAACAGAAGACACUUGAAUGAUGCACUUAAAGCCAACAUGAUCCGGGACUCUGUUUAAUGUGCAUCAUUUUCCAAAUCAGGGGAUGCUUUCAGGUGUCGUACAGGUUUUUGGGGGUUGGUCUGGAUUGUUUACAUUAAUGCUUGAUUUACACAUGGAACACUAAAAUACCUGAGAGAGGGGCGGAGAGGUAGAGGCAGGGAGGGAGAUCUCUAAUUUUAAACAGAAGUUCAGCAUGGACUCAAUAAAAAGCUUCAUUCGCCAAAUA
Molecule: messenger RNA, 3370 nt
Organism: Notolabrus celidotus (New Zealand spotty)
Lineage: Eukaryota; Metazoa; Chordata; Actinopteri; Labriformes; Labridae
Product: protein FAM83B-like
Biological process (GO): epidermal growth factor receptor signaling pathway
Cellular component (GO): membrane; cytoplasm
Source: RefSeq, a predicted model, not a curated record